AUGAUGGUUCAGGGUACUGCCAGCUCAGUGAUACUUAGGAUUGCAGUUCAGGCCGCAACGGGUUCGUUCUAAUCUGACACUUAUGAUGCGCUCGUUUGAGCUCCGAGCCGUUGACACUGAAGACUGAUGCAUCUGGAAUAAUUCAUAUUGACCCAACUGUGAAAAACUCGGCGCCUCGGUGGGAUUCGAACCCACGCAGUAAGGGGCAGGCUUCAGUACAGCCCACGCUCUAACGACCUGAGCUACGAGGCCCCGCCGAACGACUCGAGUUGGGUCAAUAUGAAUUAUUCAAAAUCUGCCAAAAUACCUAUGAAUUACGUUAGCCUGGUAGUCAUCUGGUGGAUUCUAGGUGAAUUACUAAGGAAAUCCUGCUUGAGCAGUCAACUUACUGUAUCAGAUUUGGUGGAUUCCAGACCUUGCAGUAGGUUGGGCGGGUAACGACCCAAAUGGGAUAAAACUCGAGUCGUCCGGCGGGGCCUUGUAGCUCAGGUGGCUAGAGCGUUGGCUGUACUGAAGCCUGCCCCUUACUGCGUGGGUUCGAAUCCCACCGAGGCGCCGAGUUUUUCACAGUUGGGUCAAUAUGAAUUAUUCAAAAUCUGCCAAAAUACCUAUGAAUUACGUUAGCCUGGUAGUCAUCUGGUGGAUUCUAGGUGAAUUACUAAGGAAAUCCUGCUUGAGCAGUCAACUUACUGUAUCAGAUUUGGUGGAUUCCAGACCUUGCAGUAGGUUGGGCGGGUAACUUGACCCAAAUGUGAUAAAACUCGAGUCGUCCGGCGGGGCCUCGUAGCUCAGGUAGUUAGAGCGUUGGCUGUACUGAAGCCUGCCCCUUACUGCGUGGGUUCGAAUCCCACCGAGGCGCCGAGUUUUUCACAGUUGGGUCAAUAUGAAUUAUUCAAAAUCUGCCAAAAUACCAAUGAAUCUGGAAUACGCAUGUUGAUAUAUCCAGAGGUGAACCGAUCGCGAACCCGUUUGUCCCGUUAACUAACGGAGUCGUGUAGAGUCCAUAAGAAUAAUGACUUCCUCGAUACCAGGAGUCGUAUGUCUUCAGCAGCCCGCGCGACUGGGCUGUGGUAGACUGUUUGGCACGAAACUGGACCGCUGUCUAUGGAUGUUUCGGAUCCGAACGAUUAGGGGGGGGGGGAUUCAAGUACGAUCUGACAUAAGGAUACAAAUCCUCCCCCCCCCCCCAUAGAACGGUUAGCUGGAGGUUUUUCCUGAAAGUGAAAUAACAAUCGAUAGUUUAUUUUGAGUAGAAUGUGUGCCUCUGUCCCGGUUUCGGUUACACGCAGCACAUUUGAGUUUUCAUUAAAUAGAGGCUGCUUGAGUUCUGAAAACCACUUUCUAGAUAAGUGUGUUCCUCCUCCUCCUCCUCCUCCUCGCCCACUGCUCCAACGGCGGCCGCUCAGGCGACUGUCCCGCGCACAACAACCGACACUACCACCACCUCCCCCGACUCCAGGGAUGAGGAUCAGGACUACACCUGCGCUCACCGCGACCGUACCUUCACCUCACACAUCGGCCUGGUCGGUCACUUGCGAAUCCAUCUCGCAGAGACUGGCGAACCAGUGCGUGAAGCACCAACCGACACCCACCGCACUCGCCUCCACUGCCCACACUGCCCUCGCACCUUCAGACAUCGCAUGGGCCUUUUCGGCCACAUGCGCAUCCACGAGAGCGGCCUUGACCGCACUCCCGACACACCCACCACAAUCACCGUGCACACCCCCACCCUCGUUCCAUCCGUCCGCGCCACCACCACCACCACCACCGCCUCCUCUGUAGCUGACACUGACACCGCCGACUUCUCAUGCCCACACUGUCCACGCACAUUCAACUCACUCAUCGGCCUGGUCGGUCGCUUGCGAAUCCAUCGCACAGAGACUGGCGAACCAGUGCCUGGAGCACCUACCUAUACCCACCAAGCUCGUCUCAACUGUCCACACUGCCCUCGCACUUUCAGGCAUCGCAUGGGCCUAUUCGGCCAUAUGCGCAUCCACGACGACCUGCGGUAG
Molecule: messenger RNA, 2012 nt
Organism: Spirometra erinaceieuropaei
Lineage: Eukaryota; Metazoa; Platyhelminthes; Cestoda; Diphyllobothriidea; Diphyllobothriidae
Source: the annotation of a GenBank genome assembly